UAAACAAAGAUAUGGAUGGAUCAGAAAGUCAUAAUUAUGACAGUGACACUUGUGCUGAAGCUGAGCUUCCAGAUAGUCCAAAAGUUGAAUCUGGAGUGGAUGAACAAUCAAAUGAUGGUCACCUCAUCAAAUUGGAAAAAAAUAAGAGUUCAGGAAGUUUUCCUUUUUCAACAGAAGAGGGUAGUUCAUUAAGAUGUGAUUCUUGUGCAGAGAGUAACAUAAGCAAACUAGCCGCCAAGUUAUGCAUUGAAUGUACAGAAAAUUUCUGUGAUGAAUGCUCCUCUGUUCAUUGUUCACAAAAGGCGACAAGAAACCAUGUCCUAAAUGAUUGUAUGUCUCCAACAAAAGCACCAAGAGCAGUAUUUUUAUGUUCAACCUGUUCAGUUAUGCAGCACACAAACCCUGCCACAAUGAGCUGUAAGGAAUGUGAAGAGGUCUACUGUGACAUAUGCAGCAAUGUUCACAGAACACAAAAGGCCACUAGAACACACACCUUGUCAGUACAUGAGGACCUUCCAGGAAAAACCAUGUGUGAACCAUGUGAAUAUAAUGGCAAAGAGAAUAUAGAAGCUGUCUACCUUUGCAUUGACUGUGAUGAAGUCCAGUGUACCGACUGUAAAUCGGUUCAUAUAAAACAGAAGGUCACUCGUGGACAUACUCUCAUCUUAUCUUUUCCAGACACCGACAAAUUGUGUGAUGUUUGUUGGAAAUUGGGGCAACAAGCUACACCUGUAAAAUAUUGCAAAGUUUGUUUCACAAAAAUGUGCAACAAGUGUGCAAAGGAGCACCGAGAGGAUUCAUCAGCAAGUGAGCACAAGCUUUAUGACAUAAAGCCUCAAGCAUCAAUUAAACCAGUAUCUACACAAGUGGUGCAACACACAAGUAACAAACAGACUGUUCCGGAAGAGAGACCAAAAGUAAAGAAGUCUGUAAUAGACACUACAAAACCUGGAAAGCCAUGCGUGGUUGGUCAAGUAUCUGUAGACACAGUUUGCCUUGUUUGGGAAUCGCCAACACAAUUGUUUGAAAACCCUAACUUCCAGUUAAGGUAUAAAGAAGCUGAUGGGUCUUCCAAAUGGAGAUUCUAUCCAGACCUAGCUCCUAGUAGCACGAUAACAUUAACCAACCUGAAGUCAGAUACACACUACGUUUUCCAAGUACGAAUGGUGAAUGAUGAAAAUGAGGGCUCAUAUAGUGAUAUAAGUGACACUAUAGGGACAAUACAAUCAGCUGCCCAUCACGUUAUGGAUUUUAUGUAUGAUGUCACAGCACAAGAUGUCAAUAUCCCUUUGAAGAAAAUACCUUUCCAGGAAAAUAUCAAAACUAGAAAUGAAAAAGCUAAAACUAGAAAAUUGAUCAUUGGAAAUGCCUGUAAAACACAUUCUCGAGAGAGAACAAUUAUGCUUGUUGGUGCAACAGGUACUGGAAAAAGCACAUUAGUUGAUGGAAUGGUGAAUUAUAUACUAGGUGUAAAUUGGAAUGACCCAUACAGGCUUACCCUUAUUGACCUUGUAGAUGAAGAGAAAGAUAAAGAUGCUGAUCAGGCUGUGUCACAGACACAAUGGAUAACAUGCUACACUCUUAAUCCUAUAAAAGGCAGUCGCUUGAACUAUUCUUUGAACAUCAUAGACACACCAGGAUUUGGAGAUACGCGAGGGAUUGAUCGAGACAAGCAAAUAAUUGAACAGAUUCGUACAUUAUUUUCUAGUGAAGAUGAAACUGGCAUUCUUAACAUUGAUGCUGUUUGCUUUCUUAUAAAAGCCCCUGAUGCCCGUUUAACACCAACACAGAUGUACAUUUUCAAUGCAAUCAUGUCACUGUUUGGACAAGACAUAGAAAACAAUUUCUGUAUGCUUGUUACUUUUGCAGAUGGAAAACGACCACCAGUGUUGGCUGCACUAAAAGCGGCAAAAUUACCACAUGAGCAGUAUUUCCCAUUUAACAAUUCAGGUCUCUUUGCAGAGAAUACCGGGGAAAAUGUUCCCAGCUUUUCAUCAAUGUUUUGGGAUAUGGGCUGUAAAAGUUUUCAGAUGUUCUUUGAUAAGCUCACAAAGAUGGAAACAAAAAGUCUGAGGCAGACAAGAGAUGUCCUUGAACAGAGAGAAGUUAUAGAAAUAACCAUGGAAAAUCUUUUACCAAAGUUAGAUGCUGGGCUUUUAAAACUAGAAGAGAUGCGUGUCAAAUCAGGAUAUUGGAAGUCUACAAGACACAAAUUGAGGAAAACAGUGACUUUACUUACACUGUAUCUGAAACAGAACAGCGGCAAAUAGACCUUCCAAAGGGGCAGCAUGUAACAAAUUGUCUAAACUGUCAUACAACAUGUCAUAAAGAUUGUGGUAUUCCAAAUGAUGAAGAUAAAAAGAGAUGUUGGGCGAUGGAUAGAAAUGGUUAUUGUAGGCAGUGCCCUGAUAAAUGUUUCUGGAAUAUUCACAGAAAUACCCCGUACAUAUUUGAAUAUGUAACUGUACAAAAGCAGAAAACAUAUACAGAAAAACUGAAGAAAUAUCGACGUGCUGAAGGGGAGAAAAUGACACGUGAGAAAGUUGUAGAAAGAAUGUAUGAUGAGCUGUAUGACCUUGAGGAUGAUAUUAUGGGGUUGAUGGACAAAAUCAAUGAAUGUAACAAUGUUCUGAGACAAAUAGCUCUUCGGCCUGACCCACUGAGUGUAGUUGAGCACAUUGACUUGUUGAUAGAAAGCGAAAAAAUGGAAAAACGACCAGGCUUUCAAACCCGAAUUGCAUCUCUGAAUCAAUGUCGAAAGAAAGCUACUGUAGGGGAGGAUGUUGACCGUUUCAGGACAACUUUCACUGAUACUACCAAGAAGAUAAUAACUGCACAAGUUCAUUUACCUCCAAAGCCUAAGAAGAGGACCAGAAGAGGAAAUUUUAAUUUCUUCCAACCAGUUCUUAACUAUUUUCAGAGAUAGUUAUCAAGUUUGUUAGGCCUGAAGCAUUCCUUACCUGGCUGCUUGAUAAUGUCUACACUACCUUUCAGAUGACAUAGAUAUUUCUGUAUGGAGUACAGUAUGAUUGUGUAAAUAAACUAUUGUGUAUAAGGAUGAUUAUUUAAUGAUUUUUUAAUGCUUCCCUAUAUAUAUUCAUAAAAUCUUCCUUUUGUUGAUGCUUUAUUAUCCCCCGCCGAAAAAUUUCGGCGGAGGAUAUAGAAAUAGUCUCCGUCCGUCCUUCCGUCCGUCCGUCCUUCCGUCCGACAUUUUUGUCCAGAGCAUAUCUCUAAAAGUAUUUGAGGUAUCAACUUGAAACUUCAUAGGUGGAUAGACCUCAUUGAGGAGGAGUGCAGUGCACAAGAAUGAUAACUCUACCUUGCAUGAUUUUUGAGUUAUUGCCCUUUGUUAUUUUUCAAAAUUGAUUUUUGUCCAGAGCAUAACUCCAAAAGCUUAU
Ruditapes philippinarum (Manila clam) is the source of this 3398-nucleotide messenger RNA. RefSeq lists its product as uncharacterized. The record is from RefSeq and is a predicted model, not a curated record. The coding region runs from base 12 to 2270 and encodes 752 amino acids. Lineage: Eukaryota; Metazoa; Mollusca; Bivalvia; Venerida; Veneridae. The transcript is spliced from 5 exons. Gene Ontology annotation, molecular function: protein binding; GTP binding.